Mercurialis annua (annual mercury) is the source of this 2840-nucleotide messenger RNA. RefSeq lists its product as uncharacterized. The coding region runs from base 196 to 2637 and encodes 813 amino acids. Lineage: Eukaryota; Viridiplantae; Streptophyta; Magnoliopsida; Malpighiales; Euphorbiaceae. The record is from RefSeq and is a predicted model, not a curated record. The transcript is spliced from 16 exons.
CCUAAAUAUUGAAAAAUGUAGGGGAAAUUUAGAAAAAAUAAUCCGGAAUUCGCAACCAUAACCAGUAGUUCAGUGAAGUCACUGUUUGCCGAUGACCUAAGCAGCGGACCGCACUGAAUUUUCCCUACCGUCCGACCGAAGUUUUCUGCCAUGAAUUUGUAAUUUGUUUCUCUGCAGCUGAUUAAACAACUAAAUAUGAAUAGUAAAUCGAAAAAACUGUUAAUAACGGUACUCGUGACGGCACUGAGUCUACUUGUGAGUAAAUCCGAGUCAGCUCCUCAAGCGUUCAGGAGAGACCCAGGGCAUCCCCAAUGGCACCACGGCGCUUUCCACGAUGUCAGAGAUAGCGUCCGAUCGGACGUCCGUCGCAUGCUCCAUACUCGUGCCGAGGUUCCGUUUCAGGUUCCUUUGGAAGUGAAUGUGGUGCUGAUAGGAUUUAACGGAGACGGAGGUUAUAGGUAUAGCUUAGAUACGCACAAACUGGAAGAGUUUUUGAGAACUAGCUUUCCUAAGUAUAGACCUUCUUGUUUAGAGACCGGCGAGCCUCUCGAUAUCGAGCAUCAUGUUGUCUAUAACGCCUUUCCUGCAGGUCAGCCAGAAUUGAUUGCGCUUGAGAAGGCGUUAAAAGAGGCAAUGGUUUCUGCUGGGAAUGCGAGAGAAACUGAUUUUGGAAGGGAGGUGCCUUUGUUUGAGGUGGAGGCAACAGUUGUGGAGCCUGUCUUUCACAAGUUUUAUUCUUACAUAUUUGACCUGGACGGUACUUAUGCUUCCAAGGAGAUCGAUAAACCUGUUCCUAAUGCCAUCUUUAUUGUAAAUUUUGAUAAGGUAAGAAUGGAUCCUAGAAAUAAGGAAAUUGACCUUGACAGCUUGAUGUAUGGGAAAAUUCACCAGUUGACGGAUGAGGAUAUUAGUAAACAAGAGGGAGACUACAUUUAUCGCUACCGAUAUAAUGGAGGAGGUGCAACUCAAGCUUGGCUCAGCUCAGACAGAUUUGUUGUGAUCGACCUAUCAGCAGGCCCUUGCACAUAUGGAAAGAUUGAAACUGAAGAAGGAAGUGUCAGUUAUAGAACGUUGCCACGGAUACGAAACAUGAUGUUUCCCAAAGGUAUAGGUGCAGUCAGUGAUCACGCUUCUUCUGAUAUAUUUUCUGGACAACUCGCUGCUUUGGUAGCAACGGCAGUUGAGCAUCUUGUAGCUCCAGAUGUUAGGUUUGAGACUGUUGACCUGGCAACGAGGUUGCUAGUACCAAUUAUAGUGCUUCAAAACCACAAUAGAUAUAAUAUUAUGGAGAAGGGUCAUAAUUACAGCAUAAACAUGGAAGAAAUUGAAUCAGAGGUGAAGAAGUUGGUUCAUGAUGAGCAAGAAGUUGUAAUAGUAGGUGGUAUACAUGCAUUACAUCGGCAUGAGAAGUUGGCUAUUGCUGUUUCAAAAGCAAUACGGGGGUUUUCCUUGCAAGAAACUAAAAAAGAUGGCCGAUUCCAUGUUCAUACCAAGACAUAUCUAGAUGGCGCGAUACUUAAAGAGGAGAUGGAAAGAUCUGCUGAUAUGCUAGCUGCUGGGUUACUUGAGUUGGCUGAUCCAUCUCUUUCGAGCAAAUAUUUUCUCCGCCAGCACUGGAUGGAUGAGCCUGAUGGUUCAGGAGACUCCAUGCUCAAGCAUAAACCUCUUUGGGCUAGUUAUGAUUCAAGACAUGGCAAGGAGAACAAGAAGAAGAAGAAGAAGAAAGAACAAAAGAAGCAAGGAGAUCUUUACCGCACUUAUGGAACAAGAGUUAUUCCAGUCUUUGUGCUAUCUUUGGCCGAUGUGGAUUCGGACCUUAUGAUGGAGGAUGAAAGCCUUGUUUGGACAAGCAACGAUGUUGUCAUUGUACUUCAGCAUCAACAUGAAAAGGUACCUCUGAGCUAUGUUUCAGAAACAGAGAGAAGGCAUGCCAUUCCUUCACUAGCACAGCGACAUAUAUUGGCAGGGCUUGCAUCUGCUGUUGGUGGGGUGAGCGCACCAUAUGAGAAAGCAUCUCAUGUACAUGAAAGGCCAAUUGUGAAUUGGUUGUGGGCAGCUGGUUGUCAUCCGUUUGGACCGUUCUCUAAUACUUCUAAAGUCAGUAAAUUAUUACAGGAUGUUGCCUUGAGAAACUCUAUAUAUGCACGUGUGGAUUCUGCACUUCAUAGAAUUCGCGAUACAUCAGAGGCUGUCCAAUCUUUUGCGGCAGAAUAUCUGAAAACCCCUCUGGGUGAAGCUGUGAAAGGCAAGAAAAACAAGACUACGACGGAACUGUGGUUAGAGAAGUUUUACAGGAAAACUACUAACUUGCCUGAACCUUUUCCCCAUGAAUUAGUCGACAGAUUGGAAAAAUAUCUCGAUGGCCUUGAGGAACAGCUUGUAGAUCUGUCUUCUCUGCUGUACGAUCAUAGAUUACAAGACGCCCAUAUGAAUAGUUCCGAAAUUCUUCAAAGCUCUAUGUUUACCCAGCAGUAUGUGGAUCAUGUUUUGGCGAACGAGAGGGAGAAAAUGAGAUGCUGUGAAAUCGAGUACAAAUAUCCCGUGCACUCUUCACAAACUUAUAUCUAUGGAGGAAUUCUUCUUGCUGGGUUCAUUGUUUAUUUUGCUGUCAUUUUCUUUUCCAAUCCUGUCCGUUGAUGUCCACAAGAACUCUGGAUCAAAUUUCUAGAUGUUUUCAUCGGAUGGGUGGGGGAAAAAUUGCUUAUACAGAACAGUGUUCAAUAGACAAUUUUGAUGGUCUUUAAUAGUGUAAUACAAAUAACAUAGAAGAACUGUCUUCUUAGAUUAUCUACGGACAUUACUGACUGAUUCAUUAAAAUCCAUUCUAAUUUAUUUCUACA